This is a messenger RNA of Odontomachus brunneus, 2022 nucleotides long. It is a transcript of the gene WDR79, whose product is annotated as telomerase Cajal body protein 1. Lineage: Eukaryota; Metazoa; Arthropoda; Insecta; Hymenoptera; Formicidae. Bases 356 to 1765 code for a protein of 469 amino acids. Gene Ontology annotation, molecular function: protein binding. The transcript is spliced from 7 exons. The record is from RefSeq and is a predicted model, not a curated record.
UAAGAGUGAGAUAAAAAGAGAGGGAGAGUACUCGAGUGACGUUUCCGAACGCAGCCAAGUUCAGCAGUGCAGCUGAAAAGAACAGAUCGACUGAGUACAGGCCUGGAAGAGAGGAGAGAGAGAGAGAAAACUUAAUAUAACCUUGUUUUGAAAUUGUCUGGAUUUGUGCUAAAUGACCACAAAUAUCUAUCCUCAGGGAAGGUCGAAAGCGCAGUAACUAAUCACCAAACUUAAAAAAAAAUCAUCUGAAUUUAUGAAUUUCGUGCGCGCAUAAAGGAAUUUGAGAUAAAUGGCUUGGAAACUAUAAUUAGUGAAAAUCAAGUGCAAUUAGUAUUGUUACGGAUUAAAAACUCUUAUGAUGAAUACUGAAACUUCCUUGGAAUUAAAUAUAGUUCAAGACGAUACAAAUAUUCUGAUUCCUUCAUAUUUUAGUAGUUCUUCAAGAGAGUUGGAAGAAGCAAAAAAUCCAAAUAUGUUUCAAGAAACAGAAAAUGACAUCACAAUAAAUGACAAAGAACUGAGAAAUAUAAAUUUAGAAAACACACAAUUGACAGAUUCUUCCUGUUUACAAGAAAAUGACAUCGUUAUAAAUGACAAAGAACUGAGAAAUAUAAAUUUAGAAGACACAAAAUCGACAAAUUCUUCCUGCUUACAAUAUGAUUGGUCUAUUGCACCAAAACUAUUAUAUGUAGCUACAGAGGAAUAUGAACCUACAAACUCAUCUGAUUUGAAAAUUCGUGGUUAUUCGGGUGAAAAUUUCCCAAAGGGAUGCCAAUGGUCCCCAGAUGGAACAUGUUUACUUGUACACUCAGAGAAUUUUAAGAUGUAUAUUUACGAGCUUCCUAGAGAAUUCUAUUCUAGCAAAGUACAACCUAAUUUUAUACCGAGCAAUUUUGCACCUGCUCUAACACUUAGAGAAGGUGGACCUAUAUAUGACACUUGUUGGUAUCCCUACAUGAAUGCAUGGGAUCCUUCAACUUGUUGUUUUUUGUGUUCUAGUCAAGAUUGUCCUACUCAUUUGUGGGAUGCAAUCACAGGAAAACUACUUUCGACAUAUCUAGCAUACAAUCAUGUUGACGAGAUAGAAGCAGCUAUAAGUUUUCAAUUUGUGAAUUCAGGAAGCGAGAUAUGGUGUGGUUUUAAAAAAGCUGUAAGAAUUUUUCAGACAAGUCGUUCUGGACGGCAAAUAAAGAAUAUCUAUUUUAAACAUGAUUUCCCAAAUAUGAGAGGACUGGUUUCGUGUAUACGUGAAAAUCCAACUAUGUCAGGUCUCGUUGCUUUUGGUUCAUAUUCUAACUGCAUUGGUCUGUACAAAGAUGAACCAAUAUGUACUUUUGAAACUAGUAGUGGUGUCACGCAAGUCGAAUUUAGUUCUUGUGGAACAAAACUCUAUUCUGCUGUUCGGAAAAACAAUGAAUUUUUAUGCUGGGAUCUUCGUAAUCCCGGGACUGUUCUUUAUUGUCUGGAAGGAAGGCAAUGUGAUACCAAUCAAAGAAUAAAGUUUUCCAUUACACCUGACAAUAAACAUAUAAUCUCUGGCGGCAAAGAUGGGAAUAUCACAGUAUGGGAAUUGCCAGACAAUAUUGCAGCAGAUAACAAUGAACAUUUAGAUCCAAAAUGUAAAAUAAAACUAUCUACAGAUUGUAUAAAUGGAAUAAGUUUGCACAACAAUUUACCUAUGCUAGCAACUAGUUCCGGACAGAGAAAAUGUGGUACCGAAAAUUUGCAAAGAGACGACAGUGUGAGAUUAUGGUGGACUUCUUGAUAUCACUAAUAGUAUAAAUAUCUGUUUAUUUGUAUAUUGACAAAGUGAUGAAAACAGAAAUAAGACUGCAAAUAUCUGUAUGUAAAAUAAUAUAAUCCCUAGCACAGAUGUUCAAGAGAUGUCCAGAGUACGACCUGAGAAUUUUCUAAGGAGAUUUCUACGUCCUUAGGAUAUUUCUGGGACGUCUCCAGGAGAUCUUGCACUGUGCAGGAUAUUAUAUUCAUAUACACACAUUAAACUAGGAACAGAAUAUUUCA